AUGAAAACCGCCAUUAUUUUGACCGUCGCCUCGUUGGCCGCUGUGCUUGGUGCCAAGCCAGCCGAUGAAGUGAAAACCGAAGCGGCCGCCGGGCGCUACGGUCGACCAUCCCGUGGAUACGGUGGAGGCUACGGAUAUCAGCAACCGAUUGGAUACUGGCAGCCACUGAUUCAGGAUCGCUUCGUGUGCGACCUCGACGCCUCCGUCCUCCUCGUCGUCGACUCCAACCGCCACCAUCACCGUCCAUCCGGCUACUACGGUAACCCAUCCGUCCCAGCAAACCGUGCCGUCCGUGUGAAGUGUGCUGAAGUCGCCAACCACGACAUUGACUCGUGCAACCUCUGCUGCCAACAAACCGCCCGUCGUGACACUUCCCUUCCAAAUGACAAGCUCUUUGGAUUCCUGGCACUCACCAAAACCGACGAUGACGAGACAUUCAAGAGAUCCAAGAGAGGCGCUGAUGACGAUGACGAUGAUGAGGAUGAGGAUGAUGAUGAGCGCCGUCGUCGUGGAGGAAAAUACCAUCGUGUCGACUCCACCUACGUCUCGGAAGCCGACUGGUCCCCACCAAAGUAUCACUCCAACGUCAAGUGCGUCUGCUGUGCUCCAAGAACCAAUCCAGCUGCUCAGAACCCAUCCACCUACAGUAACCCACCAGCCGCUUCCAACCCAACUGGUUACGGUAGCAACACCUUCACCGCCGUCCCAGCCGCUCCAGUCAACACCGCCGCCUCUCAGCCACUCGUCGAUUCUUGGCAAUCGGAGACUUCUGGAAACUCCUGGAACACUGGAUCCGCCGCUGCUCCAGCUGCUCCAUCUGCCAACUGGAACACUGGAUCCGCCGCUGCUCCAGCUGCUCCAUCUGCCAACUGGAACACUGGAUCCUCGACCGCGGCCGCCGAUUCUUGGGGAGCCGCUUCGGAUGCUGCUGCUCCAGCACCACCACCAGCUGCUGCUAUCACAACUGCACCAAACACUUAUUAA
Molecule: messenger RNA, 984 nt
Organism: Caenorhabditis briggsae
Lineage: Eukaryota; Metazoa; Nematoda; Chromadorea; Rhabditida; Rhabditidae
Gene: Cbr-perm-4
Product: Protein CBR-PERM-4
Exons: 4
Coding region: 1-984 (327 amino acids)
Source: RefSeq, a predicted model, not a curated record